Messenger RNA from Carcharodon carcharias (great white shark), 2252 nucleotides. RefSeq names its product snurportin 1 (gene snupn). Gene Ontology annotation, biological process: snRNA import into nucleus; protein import into nucleus. The transcript has 9 exons. Gene Ontology annotation, cellular component: cytoplasm; nucleus. Gene Ontology annotation, molecular function: protein binding; nuclear import signal receptor activity. The record is from RefSeq and is a predicted model, not a curated record. The coding region runs from base 37 to 1131 and encodes 364 amino acids. NCBI's taxonomy places the organism in Eukaryota, Metazoa, Chordata, Chondrichthyes, Lamniformes, Lamnidae.
CUCAGCAGCAUUGCGAGCGGGGAGCCCGGGAUCAUUAUGGACGAAUUAAGUCAGGCGUUGUCCACCAGCUUUGCAGUCUCUCAGGACCUGAACAGCAUUGCUGCUCCCCACCCACGUCUCGCCCAGUACAAAAUCAAAUCCAACACACAGGAGCAGGCGGAGCGCAGGCGGAAACUUCUGGAAACCCAAAAAUCGCAGCGAUUGAAUUACGUUAACCACGCAAGGCGCCUAGCUGAAGAUGACUGGACAGGAGGCGAGGACAGUGAGGAGGAGUCGGAGGAACACGAUGAAAUGGAAGUUGAGGUGGCAAAGAAGAAGUUGCCCAAACGUUACGCAAACCAGUUGAUGCUCUCUGAAUGGCUGGUGGAUGUACCUGGUGACCUGGUUGAAGAGUGGUUGCUGGUGGUCUGUCCUGUCGGCAAGCGGACUCUUAUUGUAGCUUCCAGAGGCAGCACAGCAGCAUACACACGAAGUGGCUUCUGCGUGAACAGGUUUCCAUCGCUUCUCCCUGGUGGAAAUCGGCAUAACUCUGCGACAGGCAAAGAUUACACCAUAUUGGACUGUAUCUACAGCGAAGUGAACAGGACAUACUAUGUCUUAGAUGUGAUGUGUUGGAGGGGUCACCCAGUCUAUGAUUGUCAGACAGAAUUCAGAUUCUUCUGGCUUCAGUCAAAAUUGCAAGAGGAAGGUGAGAAGCUGGCUGAGAUCGCAUCCCGGAAUCCGUUUAAGUUCGUGGGCAUGUCACAUUUGCCAUGUACACCAGAAGCCAUUUGUCAGACUUUGGCUGCAAAUUAUCCAUUUGAGGUGGAUGGGUUGCUGUUCUACCACAAACAGACACACUACACCCCAGGGAGCACACCGCUGGUUGGCUGGCUGAAGCCGUACAUGGUGGCCGACAUCCUGCAGCUAGCUGUCCCCGCCUGCCCUCUGUCCGUGAAGCCUGAGUACGCCAACUCGCAAAUGCAGCAAAUCAUUGAGCUGAAAAAGGCCAAGGCCGGGGAGGACGGCACCAGCCCAGGCAAGAAGGGGACCUGCGGAUCGGGGCGGUACGAACUGGAGCAUCUCUCCACUCCCAAAAAGGCUGAAUCCCUACCUGCUAAAAUGGAAUGUACGAGCAAAGUAGAAAGCUGAGCACCCUGGCUGUGUGGACAGUAACCAGAAUGGCAAUUCCCCUGCCAAAAACCUUGGAAGGCUCCCAAUUAUUUAUUUCACAAAUAAAAAAGUUACAUUUGAGGUUUCUACACGGCAGGCUGUGACUGAAGGAGAAUUAUUGAGAGGGGAGUAGUUUGGGGGCUAGCUGUGCCUUUUCUCGUUCCACAGCUUGGCUGCACAAUGAUUCAGAGCGUGCACAUGAAGUACCUCGAGCCUCCGCUGCGGCUGUUGCUGCUUUUGAACCACCCCUGCACCAGGCUGGAGGGUUCAUCUCUCAAAGAGGGGAACUGGAAUAAUACUUGGCGAGGAACAUCCCCAUAGUCAUGGUGCACAGGGGAGGUCUGCUGCCCGGGAACUUGAGGAUGUCAAGUGUGUUUUAGUAUUUGGUUCCAUUUUGUGCUGAGAUGUACAAGCACCUUAAAUUCUGAGUUAGCUUUUGUCUUCACAUGGCAGGUUAGGAAUUGGCAGGCAGUGUUUGUUUUUAUUAAUCCAGUAUGUGGGGACACUAAUAAAUCUGCUAGUUGGGUUGGAAACACGAGCAGAGGUUCACUCAUAUGCGUCCCAAUGGGUGAACCAUGCAGAGCCUGAGAGGUUAGCCCUUCCGAACCCACUUGAAGAUGUGCUUCCUCUGAAUCCACUCACACUGACAAAUCUUUGGUUGCCUGCCAGACAUUUGCAAACGCAUUGAAACUAUAAACAGCUGCCGAUCGACAUUAAACUUAACUGCAAUCCCUCUGAUGAUGUAUACGGUGCACUUCUCCCUGUGUACUCUCAGGGUCAUAGGAAGAAUCGAGAUGAGACAUCAUUUCACUCUUGGAGAAACACUGUCACUUUCAAGAGAGAAAUGUGUUUCGAAUGGAUUGCUGAAUUUAUGAGAUCUGAUGUCUCCCCUUGAACAACCAUCUUUGAAAUAUCUCUGUAGAAAUGUGAGACUUUGGUUGGGAAUCCUGUGUUAUUUUGUGCUUGUUAUAUCCCAAGUUGUUGUUUCUGAAGGUUGAUUUAUAGCUUUGCUGUUCAGCCACUGCGCUGGGGAUGAUUGAUUGUGCUGUCUACACGUCUAAAGACCUGCUUUUUAAUAAAUCAGAAAUGUCUCAUUGUAA